UCAGCCCGGCCCGCCUGGGCUGCAAUAAAACUAUAAACAUGAAGAAAUUAAAACUUAAAGAACUGGAAAGCUGUCUUCAACAAGUUGAUACUUUUGAAACUCCAAAACUACUCCUUGAACAGUAUCCAACAAGACCUCAUAUCGCAGCAUGUAUGCUUUAUACAAUUCACAAUACUUUUGAUGAUAUUGAAAACAAAACAGUUGCAGAUUUAGGAUGUGGUUGUGGCAUACUCAGCAUUGGAAGUGCAAUAUUAGGAGCUGGAUUGUGUGUGGGAUUUGACAUAGAUGCAGAUGCACUGGAAGUAUUUAAUAGCAAUGUUGAAGACUUUGAGCUCACAAACAUCAACAUGGUUCAGUGUGAUGUGUGUUCUUUAUCUGACAGUAUGUCAAAGACUUUUGACACAGUUAUUAUGAACCCUCCCUUUGGUACCAAGCAUAAUAAAGGAAUGGAUAUGGUAUUUCUGAAAACUGCGUUGCAAAUAGCAGAAACAGCUGUAUAUUCCCUUCACAAGACUUCAACACGGCAGCACAUUCAGAAAAAAGCAGAUGAAUGGGAAGUGAAGAUGGAAGUCAUAGCAGAACUUAAAUAUGACCUACCAGCAUCAUACAAGUUCCAUAAGAGGAAAUCAGUUGACAUUGAAGUGGAUUUCAUUAGAUUUUCUGCCAAGAAACUCCUGAACUGAGUCAUGUCUUUAAAACAUAUUGAAAAUGGAACAAUAAAACCACUUUUUAAAUUUUAG
Molecule: messenger RNA, 740 nt
Organism: Dryobates pubescens (Downy woodpecker)
Lineage: Eukaryota; Metazoa; Chordata; Aves; Piciformes; Picidae
Gene: METTL5
Product: methyltransferase 5, N6-adenosine
Exons: 8
Coding region: 39-683 (214 amino acids)
Biological process (GO): rRNA methylation
Molecular function (GO): nucleic acid binding; rRNA (adenine-N6-)-methyltransferase activity
Source: RefSeq, a predicted model, not a curated record